Messenger RNA from Coffea eugenioides, 1767 nucleotides. RefSeq names its product ankyrin repeat-containing protein At5g02620-like. Lineage: Eukaryota; Viridiplantae; Streptophyta; Magnoliopsida; Gentianales; Rubiaceae. The coding region runs from base 1 to 1767 and encodes 588 amino acids. Gene Ontology annotation, molecular function: protein phosphatase regulator activity; protein phosphatase 1 binding. The transcript is spliced from 8 exons. The record is from RefSeq and is a predicted model, not a curated record. Gene Ontology annotation, cellular component: plasma membrane.
AUGCAUCCCACAUUGUAUGCAGCUGCAGAGUCAGGUGAUUGGUUAGUAAUGGCAAGCUUUUCAGACUACUUCUACUCUCAACAUACUCCAGCAAAAGACACAGUCCUUCACGUAUUAGCCCAGUCAUGUGACUCUGCAAAUGUAGUCCAAGAUAUCCUUGACGGACAUGGCCGUUUGCUUAUGAAAUUGAACAAAAGGGGCGAGACUGCACUUCAUUUGGCAGCAAGAAAGGGGCAUUCCGGCGUCGUUCGAGCACUAAUUGACUAUGCAAAAUCGGGAGCAGGAGGAUAUUGGUUCCCCCCAUGUUUUGACAGAUGCAAGUGGAUGCUGAGGAUGGCUAGUAAGGCUGGAAACACAGCUUUACACGAGGCAGUUAGGAACAACUUCUAUGACAUCGCCAAAUUGUUAGUUCAAGAAGAUCCUGAGUUUCGUUAUCCCCACAAAUAUGCUCUGAAGACGCCUCUGUAUCUCGCAGUUGAGAAGGGACGCCAUAAUAUUAUGGUUCUAAUUUUGGAGUCUUGCAAGACACCAUCUUAUCUUGGCCCCGGACACAAAACUGCCUUGCAUGCUGCCGCAAUUUGGAAUUCGCCAGAGUCCAUGGAGCGGAUUUUGGAAAGGCUGCCUAAUCUUAUAAAGAAUGUCGAUCAAUUUGGGUGGACUGCACUUCAUUAUGCUGCCAAAUUCAAUCAUCAGCAUAUUGCAAGACUCUUACUGUCUGCUAAGCGGUCUGCUGCCCAUGUUGCUGCCAAGAAUGAUGACUCCAAGACUGCUCUACACAUUGCGGCUUCUGAGCUCAUUAACGAAAUGGAUAAAGAAGGAAAAACCCCUCUCCACCUGUAUGUUGCUACCAAAAACCUAGAUGGGAAUUGCCCCGUGAAUCAUCCUUUUGUGGAUGUCAAUUCUUUUGACGAUUCCAACUCCACGCCUCUAGACAGGAUAGUAGGGGAUCAUCGACUUUCAGAAAGACAGGAACAAAUUAAGGGCCAGCUCCAGCAAACUGGUGCUAAAGCAGGAAUCUAUAAUAUUACCGCAAAGAGAAAAGCAAAAGCAUCUGAUAAAGAUCUAUCGGAUAAGUCGGACAAAAUCCCCCAAGCUUACGUGAUUGUCGCUACGGUGAUAGUUACAGUAACUUUUGCGGCUGGUUUCACUGUCCCUGGUGGCUUUGAAAGCGGUGAUGGUCACAAAAAAGGAGAAGCAGUUCUAGCAAAGAAAGCAGCUUUCAUUGUCUUUGUUGUUUCAGAUUCAUUGGCGUUGCUGCUCUCUAUGCUCGUAGUCUUUUACCAAUUUGUAGUCCGUCAUAGGCCGGGCCUUUUUGGUGAGCCAUCUGGACUCUUCUCCCGUAAGGCACUUAUUGGAUAUGCUAUGAUGGCAGUGGUGAUAGCAUUUAUGAGUGGCCUCUUUGCCGUGAUACCAUUCCACGGCAUCAAGAUAUAUCUCUAUGUUAUCAUUGCUUUCUUCGGCUACUUUUUUCUGGCCGCCAUUGUUGAAUGGAGGGUGGCACUUGAGGCUGGGAGGUCCUCCUUUGGGGAACAACUAAGGGAACAACUAAGGUCAAGAAAAGAAAACGAAUUAUCCCUGUGGGUAUCUGGGUUCGUGGACCGGUUACCGUACGACCCAACUAAUCCCACUGCGUGGGCGGAAGAGGCUGCCCAACAUCACCGACCAGGCACCGCAGCUAUUAGACAGCUAGCAUAUGGAGCACCAGCUGACCAGUUGGAUGAGUACAUAAGGAUGGGUGAAACCACUGCAAUUGAGUGUUUGUCAUAG